AUGGCUACAAACGAACAAGAAAAUAUAUUAGCCAUCGAUCGUGCUAUCCUUCGCAAAUACGAGGUGAUCAAAAAGAUUGGCCAAGGCGCUUAUGGCGUUGUCUGGCGCGUUUUAAACAAACAAACACAACAAGUUGUUGCCUUGAAGAAAGUAUUUGGCGCAUUUCAAAAUGUCACAGAUGCAUUACGUACAUAUAGAGAAAUCACAUUCUUAAGACAGCUUCAAAAUCAUCCAGAUAUUGUUUCCUUAUUAGCAGUUCAUCGCGCAGAAAACGAUCUUGAUAUAUAUUUAGUAUUUGAAUGUUUAGAAACAGAUGUCAAUGCCGUAAUUCGAGCGAAAAUCCUUUUGGAUGUUCAUCACAGGUACAUUUUUUGGCAACUUUUAUGUGCGCUGAAAUACAUUCACAGUGCAGGAAUUAUUCACAGAGAUCUGAAACCUUCAAAUCUUUUGAUUAAUAGCGACGCUUCAAUAAAAUUAUGCGAUUUCGGUCUCGCGAGAUCAAUAGAUACAGACGAUAAUCCAACCGAAUUAACAGAUUACAUUGCAACUAGAUGGUACAGAGCCCCAGAAAUUCUUUUUGGAUCCUCUUCUUACUCAUUUGGAGUUGAUAUGUGGGCUGCUGGUUGUAUUCUGGCUGAACUAGUGAGUGGAAGGCCACUAUUCCCAGGAUCAUCAGCAAUGGACCAACUAGAAAGAAUUAUUAGCUAUACAGGACCUUUAUCACCUGCAGAAAUCGAAUCAAUGGAUUCUUCUUUUACACAAACAAUGCUUUCGAAUCUCUCAUACUCUAGACCUAGAUUCUCGCUCGAGGAGAAACUUGAAGGAGCUCCUCCAGACGCAAUAGAUUUAAUUAAGAAAUUAAUUAGUUUUGAUCCGAAAGAGAGACCAACGGCAGAAGAAUGCCUCGAACAUCCAUACGUUGCUCAAUUCCAUUCAGCUCAUAAAGAAAUUUCAGCUCCAGAAUACGUUAAAAUGGCUUUGAGUGAUUCUGAGAAACAUUCCAUUAGAGAUUAUAGAAAUGCUAUAUAUAGAGAAGCUGUUACUUCAACGGAAUUAAAGAGAACUGGUCCUCAAUUACAGAAAUUAUUAAAUUCCGGUAACUAA
Molecule: messenger RNA, 1104 nt
Organism: Trichomonas vaginalis G3
Lineage: Eukaryota; Parabasalia; Trichomonadida; Trichomonadidae
Product: STKc MAPK15-like domain-containing protein
Exons: 1
Coding region: 1-1104 (367 amino acids)
Biological process (GO): protein phosphorylation; intracellular signal transduction
Cellular component (GO): cytoplasm; nucleus
Molecular function (GO): protein serine/threonine kinase activity; ATP binding
Source: RefSeq, a predicted model, not a curated record